This is a messenger RNA of Scatophagus argus, 1308 nucleotides long. RefSeq names its product tRNA methyltransferase 10A (gene trmt10a). The record is from RefSeq and is a predicted model, not a curated record. Gene Ontology annotation, cellular component: nucleus; cytosol; nucleoplasm. NCBI's taxonomy places the organism in Eukaryota, Metazoa, Chordata, Actinopteri, Scatophagidae. Bases 254 to 1168 code for a protein of 304 amino acids. Gene Ontology annotation, molecular function: tRNA binding. The transcript is spliced from 7 exons. Gene Ontology annotation, biological process: tRNA N1-guanine methylation.
UAUCGGGCGCGGUUAAGUGACGUCAUACACGCGCCAAUAAAAUCUACAUGUGGGACUGUGUGGCUAUGUAGUUAAACAACGUGUGUAGUUGUUAAAUGUCUUUUCUUUCUUUGUUCUUCGAAGUUAUAAAGCAAGGAACGCUGGUUGGCCGUUGGCUGCCAGUUAACUUUCCGCAAAGAGUAACAACCAAGCUAACAUCAACUAGAUGACAGAGCAGCAUUAGCAAGCAGACAAUCAUCUCUGAUCUUCACAGAUGGCUGAUGAUAUUGUGAAAAAUGAAGCUUCCAUCCAUCAGGGGAAUGAUACUGAUAAUGAGGACGUUAAGAAGACGCUUAGCAGUAAUGCGGCAGAAAGCCAAACUCUGUCCAAAAGGCAAAAGAAGAAGCUUCUGAAGCAGCAGAAGUGGGAAGAGGAGAGGGAACUGCGAAAACAGAGGCGAAAGGAAAGGAAGCAACAGCGUCGGCUGCAGAGGCAAAAUCUUGCGGAGGAGGAGGGAAAUGAAGCCAAGAGUGUCAGGAAACAUCCACGCAGAGAAGUGAUCCCCAGCUCACUGAGGUUGGUGGUGGACUGCAGCUUUGACUACCUCAUGCUGAUCAAGGAUGUCCGGAAGCUUCACAAACAGAUCCAGCGGUGCUAUGCUGAGAACAGACGAGCCUUGCAUCCAGUGCAGUUUUAUCUGACAAGUCUGGGAGGACAGCUGAGACAGAGCAUGGAUGAAAAGGACAAAGGAUGGGUAAACUGGAAGGACAUUAGCAUUAAAACAGAGCACUACAUUGAAGUUGUGGCUAAGGAGGAGCUUGUGUACCUGACGUCAGACUCUCCCAAUGUGCUGGAUGAGCUGGACCAAAAAAAGGCCUAUGUGAUAGGAGGCCUGGUGGACCACAACCAUCACAAGGGGAUCACCUUUGAGAGGGCAAAGGAGCUGGGGAUCAAUCACGCCCAGCUUCCACUGAGCAGUUUUGUUAAGAUGAACAGUCGAAAAGUACUAGCCGUCAACCAUGUGUUUGAGAUCAUCCUGGCAUACCUGGAGAAGGGCAACUGGCAGGAGGCCUUCUUCACCGUCCUGCCUCAAAGGAAAGGAGCAGUGGCUGUCGACCAGAAUGGAGCAACUAUGCUUGAAAAAGAGGAGGAAGAUUCUGACUCUGACACACCAGAGCAGCAGAGCUGAGAAAAGGACCUAAAACAUAGUACACAUAGACAGUAUUCAGACUUCUGAUGUCUAGAUAUACUGAUGCUAAGACUGUGCUCAAGAGUGAUAUUUCUGUUAACAAAAUAUCUGUUUCUUGAUAAUAUCAAAAUGCUUUUUUU